This is a messenger RNA of Talpa occidentalis (Iberian mole), 11067 nucleotides long. RefSeq names its product spectrin beta, non-erythrocytic 1 (gene SPTBN1). The record is from RefSeq and is a predicted model, not a curated record. Gene Ontology annotation, cellular component: plasma membrane; cell projection; spectrin. NCBI's taxonomy places the organism in Eukaryota, Metazoa, Chordata, Mammalia, Eulipotyphla, Talpidae. Gene Ontology annotation, biological process: actin cytoskeleton organization; protein localization to plasma membrane. Gene Ontology annotation, molecular function: actin filament binding; phospholipid binding; structural constituent of cytoskeleton. The transcript is spliced from 31 exons. Bases 391 to 6855 code for a protein of 2154 amino acids.
UGUGCUGCCCCGCGAGCGCCGGCCCGGCGACCCGGCGUGCCGAGGAUUGGCCACUUUUAAAAGAAAAUUCAAGUAGGGCCUGCGCCUCCUCCCCCAUCCUCCCGCCCUCCUCGGUCAUUUAUUUCAAGCUUCCAGCCCGGGACCACAAAAGGAAAGCGGCGAGGAAUUAGAUGCCCGAGUGGUAGCUGCUGGGCGGGCCCAGGUGGACUCCGCUGCAACCAGCUUCCGACCAGCUCGCCCUGCCGGGCCUUCUGACCCGCAUGGGGCUCGCCGAGUGAGCGCGGGGCUGGGAGCCAGGUCGUCCGGAAGCUGCUGCGUGUUUGAUGGGCGUAGAGGGGAGCGCCGCGGGGUUUCCACCGUGCAGCUCGCUGGGGCUUCACGCCCGGCAUAAUGGAACUACAGAGGACGUCCAGCAUCUCCGGGCCGCUGUCGCCCGCCUACACCGGGCAGGUGCCUUACAACUACAACCAGCUGGAAGGGCGGUUCAAGCAACUACAAGAUGAGCGUGAAGCUGUGCAGAAAAAGACCUUUACCAAGUGGGUCAACUCCCACCUCGCCCGCGUGUCUUGUCGCAUCACAGACCUAUACACUGACCUUCGAGAUGGACGUAUGCUCAUCAAGCUGCUGGAGGUCCUUUCUGGAGAGAGGCUGCCUAAACCUACCAAGGGACGAAUGCGCAUCCACUGUCUGGAGAAUGUGGAUAAGGCCCUUCAGUUCCUGAAGGAGCAGAGAGUCCAUCUGGAGAACAUGGGGUCCCAUGACAUCGUGGAUGGAAACCACCGACUGACCCUUGGCCUCAUCUGGACCAUCAUCCUGCGCUUUCAGAUCCAGGAUAUCAGUGUGGAGACUGAAGACAACAAAGAAAAGAAAUCUGCCAAGGAUGCAUUGCUGUUAUGGUGCCAGAUGAAGACAGCUGGGUACCCCAAUGUCAACAUUCAUAAUUUCACCACCAGCUGGAGGGAUGGCAUGGCCUUCAAUGCACUGAUACAUAAACACCGGCCUGACCUGAUAGAUUUUGACAAACUAAAGAAAUCCAAUGCACACUACAAUCUGCAGAAUGCAUUUAACCUGGCAGAGCAACACCUUGGCCUCACCAAACUGCUGGAUCCUGAGGAUAUCAGUGUGGACCACCCUGAUGAGAAGUCCAUCAUCACUUAUGUGGUGACUUAUUACCACUACUUCUCUAAGAUGAAGGCCUUGGCUGUUGAAGGAAAACGAAUUGGAAAGGUGCUUGACAAUGCUAUUGAAACUGAAAAAAUGAUUGAAAAGUAUGAAUCACUUGCCUCUGACCUUCUGGAGUGGAUUGAACAAACCAUCAUUAUUUUGAACAAUCGCAAAUUUGCCAAUUCACUGGUCGGGGUUCAACAACAACUUCAGGCAUUCAACACUUACCGCACUGUGGAGAAACCACCCAAAUUUACAGAGAAGGGGAACUUGGAAGUGCUACUUUUCACUAUCCAGAGCAAGAUGAGGGCCAACAAUCAAAAGGUCUACAUGCCCCGGGAGGGGAAGCUCAUCUCUGACAUUAACAAGGCCUGGGAAAGACUGGAAAAAGCGGAACACGAAAGAGAACUGGCUCUGCGAAAUGAGCUCAUAAGACAGGAGAAACUGGAACAGCUUGCCCGCAGAUUCGAUCGCAAGGCAGCAAUGAGAGAGACGUGGCUGAGCGAAAACCAGCGUCUGGUGUCUCAGGACAACUUUGGGUUUGACCUUCCUGCAGUCGAGGCUGCCACGAAAAAGCAUGAGGCCAUUGAGACAGACAUUGCUGCCUACGAGGAGCGUGUGCAGGCUGUGGUAGCCGUGGCCAGGGAGCUCGAGGCUGAGAACUACCAUGACAUCAAGCGCAUCACAGCGAGGAAGGAUAAUGUCAUUCGGCUCUGGGAAUACCUGCUGGAACUGCUCAGGGCCCGGAGGCAGCGUCUGGAGAUGAACCUGGGACUGCAGAAGAUAUUCCAGGAAAUGCUUUACAUUAUGGACUGGAUGGAUGAAAUGAAGGUGCUACUACUGUCUCAGGACUACGGCAAACACUUGCUGGGCGUGGAAGACCUGCUACAGAAGCAUGCCCUUGUUGAAGCCGACAUUGGCAUCCAGGCAGAGCGCGUGAGAGGUGUCAAUGCCUCCGCCCAGAAAUUUGCAACAGACGGGGAAGGUUACAAGCCCUGCGACCCCCAGGUGAUCCGAGACCGCGUGGCCCACAUGGAGUUCUGCUACCAAGAACUCUGCCAGCUGGCAGCUGAGCGCCGGGCCCGUCUGGAAGAGUCCCGUCGUCUCUGGAAGUUCUUCUGGGAGAUGGCAGAAGAAGAAGGCUGGAUACGGGAGAAGGAGAAGAUCCUCUCCUCUGACGAUUAUGGGAAAGACCUCACCAGUGUCAUACGCCUGCUCAGCAAGCACCGAGCAUUUGAGGAUGAGAUGAGUGGCCGCAGCAGUCACUUUGAGCAGGCCAUAAAAGAAGGUGAAGACAUGAUUGCAGAGGACCACUUCGGGUCAGAGAAAAUCCGAGAGAGGAUUAUUUACAUCCGGGAGCAGUGGGCCAACCUAGAGCAGCUCUCGGCCAUCCGGAAAAAACGCCUGGAGGAAGCCUCACUGUUGCACCAGUUCCAGGCGGAUGCUGAUGACAUCGAUGCUUGGAUGCUGGACAUCCUCAAGAUUGUCUCCAGCAACGACGUGGGCCAUGACGAGUACUCCACACAGUCCCUAGUCAAGAAACACAAGGACGUGGCGGAGGAGAUCGCCAACUAUAGGCCCACUAUCGACACUCUGCACGAGCAAGCCAGUGCCCUCCCCCAGGAACACGCAGAGUCUCCAGAAGUGAGGGGCAGGCUCUCGGGCAUCGAGGAGCGGUACAAGGAGGUGGCAGAGCUGACGCGGUUGAGGAAGCAGGCGCUGCAGGAUACCCUGGCCCUGUACAAGAUGUUCAGUGAGGCUGAUGCCUGUGAGCUCUGGAUUGAUGAGAAGGAGCAGUGGCUCAACAACAUGCAGAUCCCAGAGAAGCUGGAGGACCUGGAGGUCAUCCAGCACAGAUUUGAGAGCCUGGAACCCGAAAUGAACAACCAAGCUUCCCGGGUGGCAGUGGUGAAUCAGAUUGCGCGACAGCUCAUGCACAGCGGCCACCCGAGUGAGAAGGAAAUCAAAGCCCAGCAGGACAAACUCAACACGAGGUGGAGUCAGUUCAGAGAACUGGUCGACCGAAAGAAGGAUGCCCUUCUCUCUGCUCUGAGCAUCCAGAACUACCACCUCGAGUGUAAUGAAACCAAAUCCUGGAUUCGAGAAAAGACCAAGGUGAUUGAAUCCACACAGGACCUGGGCAAUGACCUGGCUGGUGUUAUGGCCCUGCAGCGCAAACUGACCGGCAUGGAGCGGGACUUGGUGGCCAUCGAGGCAAAGUUGAGCGAUCUGCAGAAGGAGGCAGAGAAGCUCGAGUCCGAGCACCCUGACCAGGCUCAGGCCAUCCUGUCUCGGCUGGCUGAGAUUAGCGACGUUUGGGAAGAGAUGAAGACCACCCUGAAGAACCGUGAGGCCUCUCUGGGGGAGGCCAGCAAGCUGCAGCAGUUCCUGCGGGACCUGGACGACUUCCAGUCCUGGCUCUCUAGGACCCAGACGGCCAUUGCCUCUGAAGACAUGCCUAACACCCUAACCGAGGCAGAGAAGCUGCUCACUCAGCACGAGAACAUCAAAAAUGAGAUUGACAACUACGAGGAGGACUACCAGAAGAUGAGGGAUAUGGGUGAGAUGGUCACCCAGGGACAGACCGACGCCCAAUACAUGUUUCUGCGACAGCGGCUACAGGCCUUGGACACUGGAUGGAACGAGCUACACAAAAUGUGGGAGAACAGGCAAAAUCUCCUCUCCCAGUCCCAUGCCUACCAGCAGUUCCUUCGGGAUACCAAGCAAGCCGAAGCCUUUCUUAACAACCAGGAGUAUGUUUUGGCCCAUACUGAAAUGCCCACCACCUUGGAAGGUGCCGAAGCGGCUAUUAAAAAACAGGAGGAUUUCAUGACCACCAUGGAUGCCAAUGAGGAGAAGAUCAAUGCUGUUGUGGAGACUGGCCGGAGACUGGUGAGUGAUGGAAACAUCAACUCGGAUCGCAUCCAGGAAAAAGUGGACUCCAUUGAUGACAGACAUAGGAAGAAUCGUGAGGCAGCCAGUGAGCUGCUGAUGAGAUUGAAGGACAACAGGGAUCUUCAGAAAUUCCUGCAAGAUUGUCAGGAGCUUUCUCUCUGGAUCAAUGAAAAGAUGCUUACAGCCCAGGACAUGUCUUAUGAUGAAGCCAGAAAUCUGCACAGUAAAUGGUUAAAACAUCAAGCAUUUAUGGCAGAACUUGCAUCCAACAAAGAGUGGCUUGAUAAAAUUGAGAAGGAGGGAAUGCAGCUCAUUUCAGAAAAGCCUGAGACAGAAGCUGUGGUGAAGGAGAAACUCACUGGUUUACAUAAAAUGUGGGAAGUCCUUGAAUCCACCACCCAGACCAAGGCCCAGCGGCUCUUUGAUGCAAACAAGGCUGAACUGUUCACCCAGAGCUGCGCAGAUCUAGACAAGUGGCUGCAUGGCCUGGAGAGCCAGAUUCAGUCUGAUGAUUAUGGCAAGGACCUCACCAGUGUCAACAUCCUGCUGAAGAAGCAACAGAUGCUAGAAAAUCAGAUGGAGGUGCGGAAGAAGGAGAUUGAAGAGCUCCAGAGCCAGGCCCAGGCCCUGAGUCAGGAGGGGAAGAGCACCGAUGAGGUGGAUAGCAAGCGUCUCACCGUGCAGACCAAGUUCAAGGAAUUGCUGGAGCCCUUGAAUGAAAGAAAACAUAACCUACUAGCCUCCAAAGAGAUCCAUCAGUUCAACAGGGAUGUAGAGGAUGAGAUUUUGUGGGUUGGAGAGAGGAUGCCCUUGGCAACUUCCACAGAUCAUGGCCAUAACCUCCAGACAGUGCAACUGUUAAUAAAGAAAAAUCAGACCCUCCAAAAAGAAAUCCAGGGGCACCAGCCUCGCAUCGAUGACAUCUUUGAGAGGAGCCAAAACAUAGUGACUGACAGCAGCAGCCUCAACGCUGAGGCCAUCCGACAGAGGCUUGCUGACCUGAAGCAGCUGUGGAGCCUCCUCAUUGAGGAAACAGAGAAGCGCCACCGGCGGCUGGAGGAGGCCCACAGGGCCCAGCAGUACUACUUUGAUGCAGCAGAGGCUGAGGCGUGGAUGAGCGAGCAGGAGCUGUACAUGAUGUCUGAAGAGAAGGCCAAGGAUGAGCAGAGUGCUGUCUCCAUGUUGAAAAAGCACCAGAUUCUGGAACAAGCCGUGGAGGACUAUGCAGAGACAGUGCACCAGCUCUCCAAAACCAGCCGGGCCCUUGUCGCUGACAGCCACCCCGAAAGCGAGCGCAUUAGCAUGCGGCAGUCCAAAGUGGACAAACUGUAUGCUGGCCUCAAAGACCUUGCUGAAGAGAGGAGAGGCAAGUUGGACGAGAGGCACAGGCUGUUCCAGCUCAACCGGGAAGUGGACGACCUGGAGCAGUGGAUCGCCGAGAGGGAGGUGGUCGCAGGGUCACAUGAGCUGGGACAGGAUUACGAGCACGUCACGAUGUUACAGGAGCGAUUCCGGGAGUUUGCCCGGGACACUGGAAACAUUGGGCAGGAGCGUGUGGACACGGUCAAUCACAUGGCAGAUGAACUCAUCAACUCUGGGCACUCAGACGCUGCCACCAUCGCUGAGUGGAAGGACGGGCUCAAUGAAGCCUGGGCUGACCUCCUGGAGCUCAUUGACACGAGAACACAGAUUCUCGCUGCCUCCUACGAACUGCAUAAAUUUUACCACGACGCCAAGGAGAUCUUUGGGCGCAUACAGGACAAACACAAGAAACUCCCCGAGGAGCUCGGGAGAGAUCAGAACACAGUAGAGACCUUGCAGAGGAUGCACACCACAUUUGAGCACGACAUCCAGGCUCUGGGCACACAGGUUAGGCAGUUGCAGGAGGAUGCAGCCCGCCUCCAGGCAGCCUAUGCAGGUGACAAGGCCGACGACAUCCAGAAGCGGGAGAAUGAGGUCCUCGAAGCCUGGAAGGCCCUGCUGGACGCCUGUGAGGGCCGCCGGGUGCGACUGGUGGAUACUGGGGACAAGUUCCGCUUCUUCAGCAUGGUGCGUGACCUCAUGCUGUGGAUGGAGGAUGUCAUCCGGCAAAUCGAAGCCCAGGAGAAGCCAAGGGAUGUAUCAUCUGUUGAACUACUAAUGAAUAAUCAUCAAGGUAUCAAAGCUGAAAUUGAUGCUCGUAAUGAUAGUUUCACAACCUGUAUUGAACUUGGAAAAUCCCUGCUGGCAAGAAAGCACUAUGCAUCUGAGGAGAUCAAGGAAAAGUUAUUGCAGUUGACGGAAAAGAGAAAAGAAAUGAUUGACAAGUGGGAAGACCGGUGGGAGUGGUUAAGACUGAUUUUGGAGGUCCAUCAGUUUUCAAGGGAUGCCAGCGUGGCUGAGGCUUGGCUGCUUGGACAGGAGCCGUACCUAUCCAGCCGAGAGAUAGGCCAGAGUGUGGAUGAGGUGGAGAAGCUUAUCAAGCGCCAUGAAGCUUUUGAAAAGUCUGCAGCUACCUGGGAUGAGAGGUUCUCCGCCCUGGAAAGGCUGACAACAUUGGAGUUACUGGAAGUGCGCAGACAGCAAGAGGAAGAGGAGAGGAAGAGGCGGCCGCCUUCUCCUGAGCCGAGCACGAAGGUUUCUGAGGAGGCCGAGUCCCAGCAGUGGGAUACUUCCAAAGGAGAGCAAGUUUCCCAGAACGGCUUGCCGGCUGAACAGGGAUCUCCACGGGUUAGUUACCGCUCUCAAACCUACCAAAACUACAAAAACUUUAAUAGCAGACGGACAGCCAGUGACCAGCCUUGGUCUGGACUGUGAAGUUCACUGCCAUUUGUCAAGAACCAUUCUUUCCAAAUCCUGUUGGUUUGACCUUUUGGCUUCCACUUUACCCACAGUGUUAAAAUUUUACUGAAUUCAUAGCCGCCCUUGGUUUCAUAUUUGUUUGCAUUUAAUUCAUGUGUAUUUAAGUCUUUUAACUGAUGGAUGCUCAGUUGCCUUAAGGCAACAUACUUACUUUUUUGUUUAUUUAUUGUGAGCUUUUUACUUUAUUAAGAUUUUACAGCGAAAGCCUUACAUGAGUAAUUGAAAUUAAAUGAGAUUACAGCAAAGUGAAGAAGAAAACUAGAAUCCAACAGGUAUGACACAUCCAGUUAUACUAACAGGGUGCAAUAUUGCCCUAGAUGUAGCUCCUUUUACAGAUGUUAUUAACCUGCAAUAGUUUACUAUUAACUAGGAAGACUGGGUUGUAAGGAAGGAAACUUACAGACUUUCGGUACUAAGACUAUAACCUGAAGUCAGCUGUAUAAACAUUCCAUGGACGAUGCAUUUAUUUGUUGAAAAAUGACAGGGGGAAGAAAGGAAGCUGGAUCAACUUGGGAAAGCUCAGAUUAUUACUUUUUACAAAGCCAUUUGUCUCUCUUUUUUUUUUUCCCUGCCAAGUCCGGAGAAUUCUAGGCCUACUCCAUGCACCAGAAAAUGCAGCCAGCUUCAGUAGUUAAGUGCAUGCUGACUCUGCCACACCUUUGUCUCAGUCACUGCCAGGACAGGGGACGGGGCAGGGGCUGGCAGUACUCAGCAUGUUCCGGAAGCCUGCCUACUAGACUUCAAGGCUUCUCCAUGCACUUGAUGACUUCAGGGUAUCAAACUUUUUCAAUUUUUCAAAUGUGGAACAAAAGCCAUUCUGGUCCACCCUGAUUACUUGAACAAGGCUGUGGUGGACCACCCAUAGGAGCAGCGGCACACUUUCUGGCUUCAGAAUUCAUUCUAGUGUCUCUGUCGACAGAGACACUAGAUACACUCUGGUACAUCUUGUAGGGACCUUCUGAUUUGUUUUUCACUUUCUUCAGUCUUUUUGUGGAGUCUUCUAAUAAGGAGUCUUCCAGGAUGGUAUUUAUCAGACCACCAGCAUGGACUAAAAUUAUUUUUUAACAGAAAUCCUGUUCUUUAGGAUAAAAGCUAAUAGGUGACUUCCUGCUACUAAUAAAGACAAAACAAAAUCAAAUCCAUAUUUAGUCAAAACCUUGUGAGACAUUCACUUGCUCAUUUGCCAUAUUUAAAUGUUAGUGGAAUCAGAAACCUGUUUUGAUAUGUGUUCUCCAUGAGUUAAGUCUAAUUUGUCUUUUCAUUUCAUGAUGCAUGUCUUUUUUUUUUCUUUUGUCAGGAUAACAUCAUAUAGCAUCUUGUUUGUUUUUCCUUAUUUCUAUGUACAUAUCUAUCUACCUGUGACUGUAGAUGGGUAUAUAGAUAGAUGCCAAGCUUCUUAUGUUCUGGGGGUAGUGUGCACCAUUAUUGGGUCUCUGCCUGAAAACACACCCAAAUCCAUUUUAGGAAUUAACACAGUUUCAUCUGUGGUCUUUAGGGAGCCCUCGUGUGUUUCUGGCUCUGAAUUACAUUAUGUAUGUCAUUGAUCUAUAUGUAUAUAUAUGAUGUUUCCAUAUAUAUGUUUAAAGUUUGUACCAUCAACACUACUAGUAUCCAAUUUUAUGCUUUUUUUUGUUUUCAGAAGACCAAAAAAAAAAAAACCCCACAUAAGCACACAGCGAAGGAGUGCUAUGUUUCUGGCGUUUGUUCCCAUGCCUAUUUUUAUCUAGAUUUUUAGAUAAAACAGAUUGCCAGAACAGAUUUUUAAUUACAAUUGGAUUGUAUAGAAGAAAAUCUUUUUAUUACUUUGAGUUAUGGUGCAGAGACUCAAGUUAAUGAACUUGAAAAUAGUGUUGCUUCAUGCACUUAGAAAACCAAUCAGGUGUUUCUUGUGCUGCUACUUGUCACGUUGCACUUAUGUUCACCUCCUGAUUUAAAUCUCAGGUGCAUCCAGCCACUAAAGCACUCCAGACUAAUUGCUCUAGAGAGGCAACAAAGGGCGGGGAGGGGGCUGUAUUCACAUGUACCCACUGUUUGGUCAUAGCACUGUGAUUUGCUUUUGAUGUUUGUCUCUAGUAGUGUGCUGUCUGUUGGCAUGCUUACAGCAUAUGUCCAUUAAAAUUCAUUUUUAUUCCUUUUAUUUUCCUUGUUUUCUUGGUUAGUGAUUCAUUUGCAUAAACAUUAAUUAUCUCUGCAUACUGGUUUGGAGUUUUCUCUUUCCUUCUAACUCCAAAGAAAAAAAUUUUUGCUGCAGAAUUUUUCUCAAAGAGACUUCCCUGCCUUCACUUACCUUUGAAGUACAAUAAAUUUUAGCCAAUUUGGUAAACAUUUCUCUACCCUUGGCAAUACUGUCACUAGCAGUUUUCAAGUCACACCUGCCUGCAGCACUAAUUUUUUCUUAACCUGGUUUCUAUACAACACUAACUCCAUGUCUCCCUGAAGUCAUGCCUGGCACAGGCUUUACAGACCAAACUUGUAUUUCCUCCCCACUGGAAGUUUCCUGUAAAUCACACACUAGAACAGAUUUGUCAACUUAAAAAUCCAUUCAUUUUCUUUUGACUCUGGGUUUUGUUUUCUGGUAAUAUCCCUUCCUGCACCUCUUCUUUAAAAGUUAAAGGAAAGAGAAAUAUGUAAUAACCUAUCACUAAUAAGUGCCUGUGAAGAGGCAGUCACUUGCAAGGCCAGGAUGAUCACACCCCCUGCCCCUCACUCCCAUGUAUUUCUGCCCUCAGAAUCCAUUCUCCACAUCUCUGUGUGGGUAAAGCACCCUUCAAUUGAUGGCCUCUAGUUUCACCCUAAAACCCAAAGCUAAUGGUAAUGGUUUGGAUGGACAUAAUGUAAACUUGUGACCCAGCCACUUGGAUAAGAUGUAAAUGAGAGCUCCAUUUCCUGAGAGUUGACAGAUCUGGGUGUCCAGCAGUGGUGGCCAGUCUAUUGUUUUUCCUGUCAAGGUUGUUGCUGCUAAUUUGGUGUCAUUUUGGUUCUGGGCAGCAGUGGUGGGGGAUGUAUCUAAUGAGCGUACCAUUGACACCUCCAUGUUUGUCCGUGUAUGAGGGGUGUAGGUUGUCUGUAAUCCACUAAAGUGUCAGCCAACACCCAGCUUUAGUAACUUGCUAAUCUCACCCCCUGGGUAUAUCAGCCAGGGGCUGCUACAGUUAAUGGUACUCAGUUGAAGGCACACAGACUGAAAGCGAUAUUGAAUGGAGACCCUACUGCAUUUCCAAAGCCGAAAAGCCAUGAGGGUUUCCAUUUUAAAUGAGCUUGGGAAGGAACAGCUCCCGAAGACGUCUCCAUCCUGAAGGGUCAGAGCCGCUGGAAGCCUGGCUGUCUGGGCUUUCUCGUCUCAGUGCAGCAAGGCACCGUGAUCAACCAACACGUGAUGGGGAAGGCCCUGGUUCUGUCUUUGUUUGGGGGUAAAUAGCCGUGUGGUGUUGAGUGACUGUGAUUGGCUUUUCUAGCUCCUUUAACACAAACUACAACCCACUCACGAUACAACUUCGGCAGAUGUGGUUAAAUUGAUGUUUGUUGACUUGCCUCAUUUCCUUCCAGCUCUUAAGUUCCAAAGUCUAACUGGGAUGGUAGAUGUGAAAUGCAUGAUUGUCGUCCUAAUUUCUGCAUGUGUUUAUGACAAUGUGUUGAGGGGUGGGGGAGGAGAGCCAGAGAGCAUUUUCAGAAACCAAAGGUCUUUCCUUUGUCUUACUAUGGGGGAAUGCUGUGUAGUUCUGAUAGAGUUGUCUAUCAAUCUGUUUGUGAAUGCCCUUUCGCUUCAACUUCCAGCCCUUCUGGUGGCGUCCUUUGGUUGUAAGGUGGCUGCUGUAUAACGUCCACUCUCAUAUUUAAUAUGUGUGAUUGUGACUGUUGUCCUUUUGUUUUAAAGUAACUGUAAGGAAAUAAUCUGAGCUACAUUAGAGAAAAUGGAUUGAUCAGAGGAGUAGAGUGCAGUAAAACUCAUACUGGCAUUUCGCUUUUCUCAUUCCCCAUAAACGGGCUGGUAUUAAUCCGUUCCCACCUUCUAAUGUCCUUGGUGCCCAGCUGGCUUUGUGGGAUGUGCAAUGGUUUUACUGUACUGCCUCGAUCUGUGCCAGGCAUUUAUACACAGCCACGUGUGCAAGUCAGAGCGUAUGUGAGCCCCCGCAGCUCACACGCUUGGCUGAAUGGCCUCUCCACUGU